Messenger RNA from Physella acuta, 759 nucleotides. RefSeq lists its product as uncharacterized. NCBI's taxonomy places the organism in Eukaryota, Metazoa, Mollusca, Gastropoda, Physidae. The record is from RefSeq and is a predicted model, not a curated record.
AUGUUUUCCUCUCCAUUCCAGAGCCUCUGCAGUGAAGGGCGAGCCAAGCUCAGCCUCACUCUGAUCACCAUAGCCGUCACUCUGGUCAACAUACCCAACUUUUUCUACUACACGCCCGCUACUUCGGACAGCAGUAACGGUGGCUACACGGAAAGCUACAACAGCACCAACGGUGGCUACAUGGGACGUUACAACAGCACCAACGAAACGACAGCCAGGAUGACAAGUGAGAAACAGCCAGGCUACAGGCUGUCUGGGUUUGGUGGCAGUCAGAUGGGAUUCACGUAUGAGUUCUGGAUUCACUGCAUCGCUGUUCUACUGGUGCCUUGGUUCUCUGUGUUCUACAUGAACGUGAUGAUCAUAUUUCAGAUCACACGGGCUAACAAACAAAUGGCGGAUAAAAAGACAGCCCAUUCCAUGGAGAGAAGCAAGAAGUCAGAAAACCAGAUCACACGAAUUCUGCUCAGCGCCACUUUUUCUUUUAUCUUCUUCAUGGGAGUCCAGUGCGUGGCCCAGUGCUACUGGAUGCAGAAACCACAACGUGCUGAUUGGCGUAUUGUGUCAUCUGCUUUUGCCUUUGGCAAGACCGGCAUAGUUUUUACUUCAGCUUUAAACUUUAUCUUCUACUGCCUUACUGGCAGGCGGUUCCGCAAUGAACUCCUCAAGACUUUAGGGUUCUCCAGCAAAUCUUUGAAAUAUUCCAGCCAGUCUGACUCGCCUACCUCCAGUACACAACACACUAAUGUCCCAACUGAUUGA